UGGCGUGUCAGUUGCGGGUAGGAGGCGAGCCCGUACUGACGUCAGCGAUCCUUAUGAAGAGAUUUAUGUGGUGGAAUGUGGGGACUUGUAGCUGUUGGAACUACAUUGCCUCGAAAAGGUGAAAUAAAUCUAAAUUAAAAGUCUCAGAAAAGAGCACCUAAUCGAACGGACACUGGCAUGGCUGCUCAAAUUGGACAUUCAAUUGGGGCCAGCAUGUUUUCCUCAACAAUUGGAAUGCCAUUAAGUGACGACAUGUAUGGCCUCAACGAACUGCCCAAGACCAACCUUCCAGCACCUCAGCUGGUUAUGCUGGCAAAUGUUGCUCUCACUGCUGAAGUUGGUGGCUGUGAAUAUCUAAAUGAAGAUAAGCAGAUGGCAGAGCUGAAGACUGUGGGCAAUAGCUUGUCCGACAGCGAGGAGGAUGAGGAAGAAGAUAAUGAUGAUGAUGAUGAUGAUGAUUAUGAAGGAGUGCCUGAAGAUGAAAGUGAACCAGAAAUGCCUGCAGAAAUUCAGAAAACAGUAGGAUCAGACAAGGACAGUCUUACCAGCUCGCCCCAGUCUUGUUAUUCAAUGAUAGACUUGCGAGGCAAAGAAAUCUUUGGGUGCUUUGAUGACAAAAGCAAAAGAUCCAAGCCUUUCCGCUGCAAGCCUUGCCAGUUUGAAGCAGACUGCGAAGAGGAGUUUGUUCAUCACAUCACAGUCCAUAGUGCCAAAAACUUCAUUGUGCAAGAGAAUGCUGGGAAGUCAGCACAUUCCAAAGAACCAGAAGAUAAUUCUGAAGAUGGAGAAAACUGCAAAGGCCCAAUUCGCUGUGAUAGAUGUGGGUACAAUACCAAUAGGUACGACCACUACUUGGCUCAUCUGAGGCAUCACAACAAAGCCGGUGAUGAUCAACGAGUGUUCAGGUGCACCAUCUGCUCCUACACCACAGUCAGCGAGUACCAUUGGAAGAAGCACCUGAGGAACCAUUUCCCAAAGAAAGUGUAUACAUGCUGCCAGUGUUCCUACUUCUCAGACAGAAAGAACAACUACAUUCAGCACAUACGGACUCACACAGGUGAACGUCCCUAUCGGUGCAUACACUGCCCAUAUUCAAGCUCCCAGAAAACUCACCUGACCAGACACAUGCGAACACAUUCAGGUGAAAAACCAUUCAAAUGUGAUCAGUGUAGUUACGUGGCCUCAAACCAGCAUGAAGUCACCCGGCAUGCCAGGCAAGUUCACAAUGGACCCAAACCAUUAAAUUGUCCACACUGUGAAUACAAAACAGCAGAUCGCAGCAACUACAAAAAACACGUGGAGCUCCAUGUUAAUCCACGACAGUUCCUAUGCCCAGUCUGUGACUACGCAGCUUCAAAGAAGUGUAAUCUGCAGUAUCACAUCAAGUCAAGGCACCACGGCUGCAAUGAUAUUACGAUGGAUGUGUCAAAGGUGAGACUGCGGACCAAAAAAGCUGAAGCAGAGAAUUUAUUUGAAGGAGACCUUGAAGAAGCCAAAGAUUGGCAAACAAAUUCUGAGGAAGAUCAGGAAAAACACUCGAGUAUGAAAACAGAAAAAGAAGAGAAAAAGGAUGAGGUCCAAAGAGAGAAAACAGCCAGUUCCAGUACCAUGAAUCAGAUCACUACCCGAAGUCGUAAGUUAAGUAAGGAAAACAGUAAAGCAAGCAACAAAAGGCAAAAUACAUCUGAGAAAACGGAAAAAUCUGAAAAGCUGGUGGUCCGAUCUGAAAAGCUAGCAGGGAAAUCUGAAAAGCUGGUGGUCCGAUCUGAAAAGCUAGCUGGGAAAUCUGAAAAGUUAGCAGGGAAAUCUGAAAAGAUGGUCCGAUCUGAAAAGCUAGCUGGGAAAUCUGAAAAGAUGGCGGUCCGAUCUGAAAAGCUAGCAGGGAAAUCUGAAAAGCAGGUGGUUCGAUCUGAAAAGCUAGCUGGAAAAUCUGAAAAGAUGGCGGUCCGAUCUGAAAAGCUAGCAGGGAAAUCUGAAAAGCAGGUGGUUCGAUCUGAAAAGCUAGCUGGAAAAUCUGAAAAGAUGCCGGUCAAAUCUGAAAAAAUGGCAGCAAAAUCUGAAAAGAUUGCUAUAAAAUCUGAAAAGCCGGUGGGGAAAUCUGAAAAAAUUGCACAGAAAUCUAAAAAGCUGGCACGGAAAUCUGAAAAGCUGAUGGAGAAAUCUGAGCAACUGCUGGGCAAGUCUGAAAAGAUGGCAGAGAAAUCUGAAAAGACCAAAACUGGAAAAAGAAAAGCAGAUGUAAUGGAUUCUGCUGAAAUGAAAGAGGAUGUUAAAUGCACAUCCUCCAUAGCAGAAAGAAAGAAAAGGAAAGUCACUUUUAAAGACAUCAAUCCCCAGAAAAGAAGUGGUCGGAAGGUCAACCGUGAAAAGUUCAAGAAGCGUAUUUCUGAACAAAAAUCAUCUGGUAAAAGAAAACCCCCCAAAAACAAACUAAGUAAGAGAACAUCUAGCCCAUCCAGUGUUAAAUUAAAGAAGAGGAAUAAAAAGAUCAAGAAGCAGCAGUUGGCAGGAAGGAAUUCAACUGAAAGAAAAACUGAAAAGGUUGAAACAAAUGAACGUAUGGCUGAUGAUUCUCAUGAUCUUACACAAGUUCAAAACCAGUUGAUUGCCGAAACUGAGCUGCCAAUCAUCCGUGACGACGACCAGACUUCUAAAGGAGAAGCGAGCGUGCUGGAUAUGGAAUUGACUGAAGUUCAUGAAGACAAAAUAACCGAAAAUACCAGCGAACAUAAAAAUAUUAUAGAACCUGCCGAGGACCAUCGGUGUGAAGAAGCCAAGAUUGCACAAGAGUUGGAGAAUGAAACAAAUGAACCAAAGGAAGCUGUUGAGAGCCAGCGCAGUCAUAAGCAAGAUGAGUCCCACAAAGAGAUAGCCGUUGAGCCAGACAGGGUGGCCAUAGAAAGUGAUUCAAAAACUGCUGAUCCUUUAGAGAUCCCAAAAGUUGCUCUGGAGCUUCCUUCUGUAACUGAUAAAACCCCAGUUGAAAGCAUGGACGUGGAGGAGGACGAAGGCAUUCACAGCCAUGAUGGGAGUGACAUCAGUGACAGUGUUUCUGAGGGGAGCGAUGACUCUGGGUUAAACUCAGGAGUGGGCUCGGCUUCAGAAGUGACCAGUACGGUGGCGAAAGCAAACCCAGAGGAGACCAGACAAGCGCAGGAGAGUUAUGUUUGUAUUUUCUGUGAUCGUAUGUUUGCUGUGGAAGGUGAAUAUAGGAGGCAUCUUAAUCGCCACUUGGUAAAUGUCUAUUAUCUUGAGACAGCAGCAGAGGAAGAGGACCAGUAGGCAAACCUGUGGUCUGAGGGACAUACACAAAUAUCUCAAACUCAGACUGGUGGUGGUGUUGCUGUUGCUUUACUUCCAAGAACUUUUGCUUAUAAUUUUUUUCCUUUUUUUUUUUUACUGAAACAAUGCAGGUUGUAGAAUUAUCCAAGACGCCUGUAUUCCAUUCAUGUAUUUAUCUUUUGGAAGUUGCUUACUUUAGCAGUUCAAUGCAGUUUCAGUUACUGCUGGAUGUUUUGCAACUAAAGAAAACACAUUAAAUAUCUUUGUUAGUCUUGCAACUUUACAUUUCACUGAACAGAUUUUUGUUUGAUUUCAAAACAGUCGUAUGAAAACCAGUUUGUUUUCCAUAUAAAAAAUAUUUUUCUAGAUAUAUUGUUCAGUUCUUUAAAAGUGAGCACUUUUCAGUUCUUUAAAAACAUUUCAUACAGUUUGUGUAUCAAACAUUUAAAUCUGUUGGUGCUAUUAUCUAUGCAGUGUAGUCAAGGAAAAAAUAUGUAUAUUUUAAACUUUCUUUUUCUGUUUAGAUUUUCAGAAAUGAUGCUUGCAGGUUACCUCAAAUGGUAAACAUCUGUAUGUAUGUUUAUUAGGCAGGUUAUUAGCUUGUUAAAAUGAACUGUAAAUGUUAAUUUCACUGAUCAAAUUGUUGGGAAAAAAUGAGAGGGUUCUGGGAUUUUAUUAUGGUUAAGUAGUUCUAAAGUAUGAGCAGUACAAUGUUGUUCAAUAUUCCAACUGGUUUAUUAAAUACGUCAUUACCUGUUAAAAUACUAUGGCCAGAUAAAUUCUGCAUUUUUCACACAAAGCCUGUUUUUUGGCCAAAAGAUAAUUAAUUGCAGCCAUUUCAUUUACAGUUCAUUGAAAGAAAAGAUAACUUUCUGAAGCAAACAAUGCAGUUUGUGUGUGCGUGUGUAAAGUUUAAUACCUAUUCAUUCUGUGAAACAUUCAAGAGGUAAUUACAAACGUUCACCUUCUUUGUAACUAAACCCAGAUUUGAAAUAUACCACCUCAGUAGUGGUGUAUAUUCAUCAGAGGUAUUUUAAACCAUCUCUAAAUAUUAAAAAUAUAUAUUUUUAAUAUAUAGGAACCAUCUUUUUUACAGAUUUCUCUUUUUCUAUGGAUAGAGAAAAAUGGGUUUUUUACUUUUGUGUGUUGAGAAUCAAACCCAAAGAUUUUUUUUUUUCUUGUAUUUUCCUGGUUUUAUAUAGCAUGACCAUUGUAAAUAGACAUAUCGCUUCGGUAGUGUGAUGAUAAAUAGAAUAUUUUUUGUGCCUUUUGACAAUCAGCUUGUUUGUGACUUUUUUAUUUUUUAUUUUUAAUAAACCCAUGUUCCCUGCAGUAUGUUACAUUACAACACUGUUCUUUUAUUGCAGUAACUUUCAAUGUUAGCUCAAUAUUGCUACACUGUAUUUGUAUGUAGAAAAGUAUUUGUAUUAGACAGCUGUUUUCCUUGUCAUUGACGGACUCGCGUUUUUUCAGCUUUUUAUUCGCUGUUGAAGACAUUGGUUGUCCAUUCAUUCCUCCAAGAGAGGCGCUUGAAUGAGGAACCAAACAUGAGGGAAUGCUACAAUGACUUGCUCUAGUGGCAUGAUCGAUGAUGCUAUAAAAAACGAAAUGCUGCUGAAAGUUAAAUGAAUCAUAGAAGCUUGUAUACAGAUCAUUUAAAACAAAAUAAUGCCUUCAGAAGUUAAUUGAUUAAAAGUUGCCUUAAUAUACAAAGCCCCCCCCCCCGCUCUCCCGGCCUCAUUACAGAAUUUCAUGCUCAGGUUGAGUUCAGAAACAGUAAAAAAAAAUGCUGAUAAACCAGAUUAAAAAAAAAAAGUAACGUCAUCCAAAUACAAAGGAUGUAAAGGAUUAAUUUAAAUACUGUAUUAUGAACAUGAAAGAAAAUGUGUUAAUACGUAUUUCCUUUUCAGUUUGGUUGAUCAUGUUGGACAACCUAUCUAAAGCAAUGUUGAUUAUUUAGCUAAGCCAGUGCAAUAUUGUUCAGAGUAAUACCAAAGUAAGUAGCUGUAGGAUAAAAUAUAUUUUUCCUCAUUUGGAGGAAAGAAAAGCAUUAGAAGUAUAUUAACUUGUGCAUGCAAAGUGGCAUUUAUGUCUUGUGCUCUAGCAUGGUUGAAAAUGAGAAUCUUGGAUGAUUAUUCACGUUUAUUAAACUAAAUAUCCUAACAUUUGCUCAUUGUACAUUUGUUAUUGUAUCCCAAUGUAGGUCAUUGUAGCUUUUCUGAAGUUAGAAACACUGUACCUGUUUUUCAUUUAUGUAUUACAUAUUAUGCUUAUAUUCAAAAAAAUAUAUCUGUAAUUUCCGGUUGCUGUCUUCCUGGUGUAAAAUGAAACGGUAUCCCUUUUCUGUGGUGUAAUUAACAACAAAUAAAAUGAUGUUCACCUGAUUACCGAUCUAAAGACUGCUAAAUAUCAGGUUGUAGUAUAGAAAGUCCACAUUUUCAUUUACAGCAUUUUGCACCAGUUGCCUGUUUAUAAAAGCAUUGCAUUGUUACAGAAAAUAUUAGACAGUACCAAUGUUACCUUCUAAAGAGCAUGUGAGGAUUCGGCAAGGGUAGUGCUCAGACCCCCCUCCUAGUGAACUCAAAACCUCGCUGAAGGUUUAAAAGUUCAGAUAGGUGAAUGCUUACUGAAACAAUUAGCAUUGGGUACUCCAAAUUACAUUUUUAAAGAGAGCGUGCAUAUUUUAAGUAAUUUAUCGUAUAUCAAAAAAUUAUUGGAUUUAAGAUUAAAGUAUGUAGUUAUCACAUUUAAUUGUGUUUUAAAAAGUAGAUAAUUGGACUUUUCUAAGCAUAUCUUUAGUUACCUUUUUUAUUAAGAGGUUAUUGGCAUGAUCUAAUGAUGGCUUUCAAGGAGAAUUUUUUUCAAAGUGUGUAGCCUAUUGCCCUGUUUGUUUUUGUUUUUUUUAGUAUACGUUUGGUGAAAAAAAAAGGGAUAUUGGAUCAUUUGCUUCAGAGCAUUGAGCUAUCUGGUGUACAGAACUGUUCCUUGCUGCAGAUAAACACUGUGUUUAGUUUUUAAAUAAACGCUAAAGCUGGUGAA
Molecule: messenger RNA, 6321 nt
Organism: Acipenser ruthenus (sterlet)
Lineage: Eukaryota; Metazoa; Chordata; Actinopteri; Acipenseriformes; Acipenseridae
Product: RE1-silencing transcription factor A-like
Exons: 4
Coding region: 178-3282 (1034 amino acids)
Biological process (GO): regulation of gene expression
Cellular component (GO): nucleus
Source: RefSeq, a predicted model, not a curated record